Messenger RNA from Homalodisca vitripennis (glassy-winged sharpshooter), 1978 nucleotides. RefSeq lists its product as uncharacterized. The record is from RefSeq and is a predicted model, not a curated record. Lineage: Eukaryota; Metazoa; Arthropoda; Insecta; Hemiptera; Cicadellidae. Bases 16 to 1668 code for a protein of 550 amino acids. The transcript is spliced from 2 exons.
UUGUGUGUCAUAAACAUGGAGGCUGAACAUACAGGAGGUAUUUUAGAAGGUAGUGAAGGCGUUGGUAUUGAUAUUAUAAAUGCUGAAGUUGUAAUUGUUCAACAAGAAAAUGUCAAUAUAAUGGACAUAACAGUGGAAACUCCACAAAAUGUGGAACAAGUAGAGUUGGUAGAAGAGAUGCCUGGCCCUUUGGCAAAGAAAAGGAAGAAAAACGAAAGAGCAUGGAAGAAAACUGUUGCAAAAGUUGCUAGACACCGCCCGAAGGGAUUUCCACAGAUGCCUAGUUGUAAACAUUCGGCCAAAAGUAAGUACCGCUGCGCAGAACUUUCCCUGCAGGAUGUUAGAAAGAUACAUCAGCAAUACUAUAAAGACGCUGACCUUCAAUCAAAGAAGAAUUUUAUUCUUCAGCACGUCAUUGUUUCCUCAGCAAAAAGGACUCGUCUUCCAGAAGGUAUCAAAUCAAAAAGAAAUGUAAGUACUGACUUUUUCUUACCUAAAAUGAGGAACAACAAAACUGAGAAUGUUAAAGUAUGUCGGGCAGCACUACUUACAAUUUUGCAAGAGAGUAAAAACCGAGUGCAAUUGAUUUGCAAAAAGUACCUGGAAACAGGCGUCGUACCUUUGGAGACUCGUGGAGGAGCACGCCAAGUUGAUAAAUAUAAUAUAAAGAAAGACAGCAUCAAAUCUUUUAUUAAAACAUUUAUUCCAGUACAAAAACACUAUUGCAGAGCGAAAAACAAGCAUAGGCAAUACCUUCCAAGUGAGCUUAACAUUACAAAAAUGUGGAAAAUGUAUAUUGAGCAGCAUCCAACUGAAGAAUUAAAGUGUGAGUAUGACUUUUUCAGGCUGGUUUUUUCUGAGAACUUUAACAUUGGUUUUGACGCUCCGUACACUGAUAAGUGUUCAACCUGCACAAGGCUUGAGUGUGAACUAGCCACAGAAAAAGAUGCAGGCAAGCGUGAAACACUAAAGCUAAACCUAAAAGCCCACAAAGUCCGUGCAGACAAAUUCUACAAACUUUUGCAAGAAAAUAAUGAUAAAGAGCUUAUUCUGAGCUAUGAUUGUCAGAAAAAUCUUGUCCUUCCUAAAAUACCGGACCAAGCCGCAUACUAUAAGCGCCAGCUAUAUCUAUAUAAUUUUGUGAUUUGUGAGGGACAUUCUAAAGUCCUCUUGAAUUCAGAAAACACCUUUUCUUACCUCUGGACUGAAAACCAGUAUGCAAAAGGGUCCAGUCAAAUUGCAUCUGCUGUUUACCACAGGUUAACAAGCGCUAACAUGGAAAAUGUCACCACAGUCAAACUUUUCUCUGACGGCUGUGGUGGCCAAAACAAGAACACAACUGUUGUCGGUAUGAUUGCUCAUUGGCUCCUGAAAGAUGCACCUAAACAUGUUACUAAAGUUGUACUACUCUUUCCGGUAGUCGGCCAUUCUUUCAUUCCCCCUGAUAGAGUGUUUGGAGUACUUGAAAGGAAAUUUCAAGAUCUGAGUGUAAUCAACAAUCCCAAUGAGUACACUGAAAUAAUUGAAAAGCACUGUACUGUUGUGAAACUUGGGACGGAUUGCCCUGUGAGUGAUUGGAAAACUCUAACCGAUGCUGUUCUAAAAAAAACCAGGACAAUGGCAUUUUCAAUUUCAAAAGGCCAAGAAAUUUAUCUUUUCAAGAAGUAAAAGUAAUCCAAACUCCAUCCUGGUACAAGGAGAAGCAAACUAUGUAUUUGAAAUCGGCGAGAGUAAGUCAGUAAUGAAAAGGGGGAAAAAUUUUGACAAUGCAGUUUUGAGAGUGAUACAAGAAGGACACCCAGUGAAACAAGUAAAAAUCAAUGAUGUGAAAUGCUUGCUAAAUCUCCACUAUGGAAAUGACUGGCAACGGGAGCCAAAGUUGAAGUUUUUCAAGGACUUAUUCCAGCUACCUACCACCAAUCAAGGCGAAGAAGAUGAUGAUGAUGAUUUUGAAAUAAAUGAAGAGGAUGAGCCUAUG